CGCGUUUACAGUGCAUUCGACCUACAUAAGACCUUACACUGUACAAUAAAAAUGACACUCACCAUCCUAUCUACUUAUAUUUCGACUCUGAUAUCCAUUUCUCUCGUUAAUUUGAUUCCAUGUCCAAUCCUAGUAACUCGCCGGGGUUUAUCAUAAGCGACAGUAGAACAGGAGAGAUAUACCCCGUUUCGAGCAUGGCGUAUGUAGCAUCAAUGAUUGCCUUUGGAACUCUUAGUGGAACUUUAGGAGCAGUCUCAGGGGGUAUUCCCUAUGCUGUGGAGCGAGCUUGGAAGGCUCCGGUUGGAGCUCGCACUCGACAUGCGUUUACAGGAAUGAGAAUUGGUGGAUCGAGGCUUGCGAUUCUGUUUGGACUGGCCGGUUUCGCGUACACCCCUAUAUACUUAUGCGUUGGAAAGACGGGACUUAAAGAUGAGAAUAGGAAACUUGCAUGUAGGAUGCAUGUACCCUCAAAAAUGGUUACCGAUGAGUAUUGGUUCUCUCGCUUCAUCAUUGGUCUUACACAAUAUCAUUAUGUCGACUGCAGUACGGUUAGUCAACAAGUAGUCUUGCAGAACCCAUAUGCUGUCUAUCUUUUUUGCAAUCACGCGCUUUACAUGACUUUCCAUGCCCUACAUUCCUCAACGAGCCUUUGUGCGGCCUGCUGGGAAAGUUAUCCUGAGAAAGGCUUGAAUGGUAUAAUUGAUCACGAAAGACUCUUUAGGAGGAUUGCGGAGUUCCCUUUCUCAAAUAAGGCUUAA
Messenger RNA from Lentinula edodes (shiitake mushroom), 758 nucleotides. RefSeq lists its product as uncharacterized. NCBI's taxonomy places the organism in Eukaryota, Fungi, Basidiomycota, Agaricomycetes, Agaricales, Omphalotaceae. The transcript is spliced from 4 exons. Bases 120 to 758 code for a protein of 212 amino acids. The record is from RefSeq and is a predicted model, not a curated record.